UGUUCCAAGGGCUUUCGCUCAGUUUGAUCACUCCCAAUUUGAGCAUUUCGUCGACCUCUUGGAACAACAACUUCUGCUUUGGUGGUGAUACUGGAUAGAAUCUCUCUUUCACUGGCACUGUAUCCAGCAGUUGGAUCGUGUGCUCUUCUAAUGUGGUACGUCCGAGUCCGCCUGAAACUUCUCACAGACUUCUGCCAGGACCUCUUGUUCCACCGGCUCCUUUUUGGAAUUAAACUCCUCAUCCUCGAUGGACAACUCCUCUACUCCCAAGAGAUCAGGUGCGAGCUCGAAUUUGCGGCAGAAAUCUAUGCCUUUGACGCAGUGACGGGCACAGUUUAUUCACCAGCUCUUCACAUCCGUCGCCCAGGAAACUCACUGAAGCUCCCGUGUCUAGCAGACCUUCUACGUGAAACUAUUGCAUCUUUACCGUAGCGAAUGCCUGAUUCUCCUUUUGCCUUGACACUGCUUCUAAGGCCGAACAAACCUCUUGGCGUUUUGUUCUUCGUUGUCUGUACCGCUCUCUCACACGCUUGACUCGGCUAGAUAUGGCCUUUUUCCUAUUGGUUCCUUCUACCAAUCCAAAUGGGUUCCGUUUUUCACUAAAUUGCUGGUCAUGGUCCGAGGAGUUGCUUUCUAAGCGUGAUCGGAGGCUAAACAUCGCUUGGAGGUAUUCAUCCACGCUUUCUCCUGUCCUUUGUCGCCUCUCUCUCAACUCACGUUCCCGCUCAAAGUUUGAUCGUUGCGUCUGGAAUCUCUGCUGCAGUGCGUGCUUCAUAUUUGGCCAAUCUGCUGGUCCUGCCGAGCGUACGUGCAUCCAGUACCAGUCCUUGGCCUGCCCUUCUACCAAGCAGUGGAAAUCUUGCAGUACUUCGCCCCAACUUACUUGGUACAACUUCUGUAAGUGCUCCAGACGAAAUAUAAAUUCAUUUACUGGCAUUCCUUUUGAUCCUCCAUCAAAAACCAGACCCCAUCUUCUCGGAUGUACCAUUUCGGGACGCUGUUCCGUUGUUAUUGGCACUCAAGAUUGUUGCCUCGUAUCUUCAGGCCAAUGCCAGGAAGAUUGUUGUGGUGGACGACUUUCCAGAUUCUCACGUUGCUGUCGCUCCAAUACUCGUUGGUCUAUGGCUUCUGUAGGAUGGAUUGAAGCCCUCUCUCCUUGGACAUUGGUGGAUCUCAUCGUGGUGGAUUGCUGAGCCGCUCCUUGAACCGCCUCCCGAAUCUACUUCAUAAAA
This is a messenger RNA of Drosophila willistoni, 1232 nucleotides long. RefSeq lists its product as uncharacterized. Lineage: Eukaryota; Metazoa; Arthropoda; Insecta; Diptera; Drosophilidae. Bases 546 to 1193 code for a protein of 215 amino acids. The record is from RefSeq and is a predicted model, not a curated record. The transcript has 3 exons.